GUUACCAAACAGGUCCCAAUUUGAAUCUCCCCUGUCAAAUUUUCGUAUUCCAAUUCCUAUAGUAGAUCGAUCUUCCAAGUUUGAAUCCUGGACUGAGCUUAACAAGCAGAGAGAAAAAAGAAAAGAAAUGGCAGCAAAACAAAUGGAGGAAAUUCAAAGAAAACUAUCGAUGUUAAAUUACCCUCGAGCCAAUGCUCCAGCUCAGUCUCUUCUCUUUGCCGGCAUGGAACGAUACGCUCUUCUUGAAUGGCUCUUUUUCCGGUUGUUAGGGGAUAAGUCACCGUUUUCACAACAAAAUCUGCAAGGGGAUGCUAUGGAUCGUGAUGAAGAAACUUCUAGAAUCCAAUAUUUGGCCGAGAUUGCGAAAUUUUUGGGGAUUACUACUACAAUCGAUACUGAAGUUAUCCAAGGUCGAGGAAGCUACGAAGAUCGAACUGAAAUGCUUCGCCUUAUUGUUGAUCUGGUGGAGGCAAGCAUAUGUGCAGAUAAUCCAGAAUGGAGUGUGGAUGAGCAGGUAGCAAAGGACAUACAACUAAUAGAUGCUAUUGCUGAGAAACAAGCCCUGAUAUUCUCCGAGGAAUGCAAGUUGUUCCCUGCAGAUGUGCAGAUUCAAUCCAUAUAUCCGUUACCUGAUGUUUCUGAGUUGGAGUCAAAGCUUGCAGAACAGUCCAAGAUUCUCUCAAAUCUUCAGCAAAAAGUUGAUGACUUGGCAUCAAAGCAUGCUUACAACCCUGAUGAGGAGUAUACGGAGGUGGAAUCGAAACUGCGGGCACAAUUGGAAUCUUUUCUUGAAACUGCAAGAUCAUUCAAUAUGAUUUACACCAAGGAAAUUCGUCCCUGGACACACAUGAUGGAGGUACCACAACUUCAUGGGUUUGGGCCUGCUGCCAAUCGCUUGUUGGAGGCUUACAAGAUGCUUUUAAAGUUCCUGGGCAACUUGAGGAAUCUGCGAGACUCACAUGCUGCUCUUGCGGUCGGAUCAUCAGAAACGGUUGCUGGUGAACCCUCUCCCGUAACAAGAAUUAUUUCCGAGUGUGAGUCUGCAUUGACAUCCUUAAACUGUGAUCUUGGGAUUCUCUCAGCUUCAAUUGCUCGUGAGAAAGCCAUGCAAGGCCAGCAAGUAAAUUUCUGAUGAUUGUAGCUAGACAGUAAGAAAGGACUGACCAAGUAUCUCACCAUGUGUAUGUUCCCUAGAAGAUGCACCAUUGUCUUUUAUUCAAUAUAUGAGCGUCUAUUCGGAUUUGGAUUAAGACCUGGGUGUUGAGAGCUGGCUCAUAUGAUGCAAUUUGUUUCGGUUUAAAAGCAUGGUGAUCAUCAAAGGAUGGAGUUUGAAUUGAUACUUUGGGUUCAUGUAGAUGUAGUUGCAAGUUGCAAGUGUGGAUUCAUCAAUGUCAUUUUCAAAGGUGUGAAUCUGACAUUCCUAAAGAGUGAUAUUGGAUUCUUUUGGCUCAAUCGUUUGAAGCAAGGUGAUACAUAUCAUCUACGAUUAGAAUGCUGUAAUUUCACUGUUUAUUAGUUUGAAGUAAUGCAUAGUUGGCUGGUUAUGCAA
Molecule: messenger RNA, 1549 nt
Organism: Gossypium raimondii (Peruvian cotton)
Lineage: Eukaryota; Viridiplantae; Streptophyta; Magnoliopsida; Malvales; Malvaceae
Product: AUGMIN subunit 7
Exons: 9
Coding region: 128-1132 (334 amino acids)
Biological process (GO): spindle assembly; centrosome cycle
Cellular component (GO): HAUS complex
Molecular function (GO): microtubule minus-end binding
Source: RefSeq, a predicted model, not a curated record